Molecule: messenger RNA, 1395 nt
Organism: Paramecium sonneborni
Lineage: Eukaryota; Ciliophora; Oligohymenophorea; Peniculida; Parameciidae
Source: the annotation of a GenBank genome assembly
AUGUAAGCAAAUUAGAGUGAUGUACCAAAAAGGGAGAUUUUGAAAAUAUUAAUAGCUGAAAGUAGUGAAUUCUAAAGUAAAUAAAUUUCAAAUUUUGAUAGGAUUAGCAAUGAGUUGUAUAUUAGAAUUCUGCGGAUUCUAAGUGAUCGCCUGUCGGAAUGGUUUAGAAGCCAGAGAUGAACUUUUAAAAAAUGAUAAUGAAGUCGAUUUAAUCCUUUUAGAUUUAUAGAUACCUAUAAUGGGAGCGCUUGAAUUGUUAACAAUUAUAAAAAAGUAUUUUUUAAAUGUAUUUUAGCAUUGAUAAUCUAAAAGAAAUUCCAGUUAUAAUUAUGGAUGUAGAGGCAGAAUAAAAUAUUGUUGCUGCUUGUUUGAAAGCUGGAGCUAUUGACUUUUUAAUGAAGCCAAUCAGCUUUGAAAAUUUUAAAAGUUUUAAUCAAUUUGUAAAGAAGAAACCCAAAAUUAAUGAUGUAAAUUUUGACUAUAAUAAAGAAUAAUUAAAAUAAUAAGGAAAAAUAUACAAUUGUAAGAAAAAUAGGUAGAGGAAAUACAUCUUCUGUUGAAUUAGUAAGAAAUUCUACAAAUUAAGAAUUAUAUGCAAUGAAAGUAAGAUAUUAAUUAAUUUAGAUUAUUCCUUUAUAUCUUAUGAAUGAACAAGAAAGAAAAUAUGCUGAAAAUGAAGCUAAUGUACUCAGAGUUUUAACAGCUCCAACAAUAAUUAAAUAUUAUGAAAGUUUUACUGAAAAUAAAUCAUUAAAUAUAGUAAUGGAAUAUGCAGAAGGAGGAUCUUUAAAUGACAAAAUAUCAGAAUAUUCUAGAUAAGGAAUUUAAAUACCUAAGGAUCAAAUAUUAGCAUGGUUGGCUUAAUUGGUUAUUGCUAUAAAUUUUAUGCAUUCUAAAAAUAUUAUUCAUAGAGAUAUCAAAACAUAAAAUAUAUUAUUAAAUAAAGGUUAAUUUAAUUAUUUAAUUUUAUAGAAUAAGUAAUUAAGUUGGGAAAUUUCGAAACUUCUAAAUAAAUAGGUAGUGAUAUAGAUUUUGAAUAACCUUUUUUUGGAACUCCUUACUAUAUUUCUCCUGAAAUCCUUGGAGGACAACCCCAUGGAAAAAAAUCUGAUAUUUGGGGAUUAGGAUGUAUAUUAUAUGAAUUAAUUAUGUUAAAAAGACCUUUUUAGAGUAAUGAAAUUGAAAUCCUUUUUGAAAUGAUAUUAAAUAAACCUUAUGAUAUGGAUCCAUCUGUUGAUUAAGAUUUUUAAUAAAUAAUUGAAAAAACAUUAUAAAAAGAUCCUAAAAAUAGGCCAACUAUCGAAGAUUUAGCAGCUAUUCCUUGUAUUCAUGAAAAAAUUAAUUAAUUUUAUAAAGAUCAUCCAAACGAAAAAUGAUAAACCUUGAAUUCUAUAG